ACAUCUGGGCCGGUGGGGAGGGAAAGCAAAAGCAAGCGGAGUUGCUGCGGGUGUGAGUGUGCGCACUCGCUCGGAUGGUCACUUAGCGUUUGCUACUUCCGAGCGACGCGCAGCGCGAAGGGCAGUUUAUAAACCCAAGUCGGUAGCGCGCAGUUCAGGUCCAUAAAGAGGCGCGCCUCGAGGCCAAGGCGCCCUGGCUGUGCUGACGUCCUUUUUUCCCGGCUACUCUCUAGGCCGGCGUUGCGGGUUUCCCGCGCUCUAAGGCUCGCUUUUUUGCAAAGCGCGCCGCGAUGGGCAGCCGCGGCUUUUGGCGCGCUUCGCGGUUGCUGCUGCUGCUGCUGCUCGUCGGCGCGCUCGUUUGGUCAGCUCCAGCGGCCGCCGCUCACUACGAGGCGGACGAAGGCGAAGACCUGAUGCGCUCCUUGGCUUUCGAGGAGGAGAACCUGGCCGAAUUCGCCAGGCACCGAAGCUCCCCGGCAGCUUUCUAUCGGAGCAGUAAGGAGUCAUGGCGCUUAUCUGGACAUUAUAUUGUGGUGCUCAAGGAAGAAACCCUUAAACCCCAAGCCCUACAAACUGUCAAGCAUUUGCAAGCCAGAGCAGCCAAGCAUGGCUACAUGACCAAAAUCCUACAUAUCUUUGAGGAGCUAAUCCAGGGCUUCGUUGUCAAGAUGAGCAGCGAUGUGCUGCAUAUGGCUUUGAAACUCCCACAUGUGGAUUACAUAGAAGAGGACUCUUACGUGUUUGCUCAAAGCAUUCCUUGGAAUCUUGGCCGGAUUGUCCCAGAACAGUACAUGCUGAAUGAGUAUAAUCCCCCCAACGCUGGUGAACUGGUUGAGGUUUAUCUGCUAGAUACCGGUGUCCAGAGCACCCAUCGAGAAAUAGAAGGCAAAAUAUUUGUGACUGAGUUUGAGAAUGUCCCUGAAGAAGAUGGCACUCGCUUUCACCGCCAGGCCAGUAAGUGUGACAGCCAUGGGACCCACAUGGCAGGUGUAGUGAAUGGAAGAGAUGCUGGAGUUGCCAAAGGGGCCAAUGUCCGCAGUCUGCGGGUGCUCAACUGCCAAGGAAAAGGCACCGUAAGCGGCACACUGAUUGGACUAGAAUUCAUUGCAAAGACCCUGGCUGUCCAGCCCUACAGUCCCCUGGUUGUUUUGCUCCCCUUGGCUGGCGCCUAUAGCCGCAUCCUGAAUGCCGCUUGUCGUUGGAUGGUGCAGAUGGGAGUAGUUAUGAUAGCUGCAGCAGGCAACUACAAAGACGAUGCUUGUCUAUACUCCCCAGCAUCAGAACCAGAGGUUAUUACAGUUGGAGCAACCAAUGCCCAAGACCAGCCUGCAUCUAUGGGGACUUUGGGAACCAACUUUGGACGUUGCAUAGACGUGUUUGCUCCUGGAGAUGAUAUCAUUGGUGCCUCUAGUGACUGCAGCACCUGCUUCACAUCGCAGAGUGGGACAUCCCAAGCAGCUGCCCAUGUCGCAGGUAUUGCAGCCAUGAUCUUGAAUGCCAAUCCUGCCCUGUCCAUCUCCGAGCUGAGGCAGAAACUGAUCCACUUUUCUGUCAAAAACCUUAUGAACGAGGCUUGGUUUCCAGAAGACCAGAGGCUGUUAACACCAAACAGAGUGGCUGGGCUUCCCUCCAAAAUUUUAGCAGAGGAACAACUGUACUGUCGCUCUGUGUGGUCUUCCUUGUCUGACUCAACCAGUGCAGCAACAGCUGUUGCCCGAUGCAACAGCGAUGAAGACAUGUUCAGCUGCUCAAGUUUAUCAAAGAAUGGCAAGCGGCGAGGGGAGCACAUUGAGGAUAUUGGAGGCAAGAAGGAGUGUGUGGCUCACAACAGAUUUCGAGGCCAAGGUGUCUAUGCCAUAGCCAGGUGUUGCAUUUGGCCCAAGGCUGACUGCCAGGUUAAUAGCCAUUCACAGACCACAGAGGGCACAGCUAUGAAAAGUGUUAGCUGCAUCAAAGAUAGCCAUGUUUUGACAGGCUGCAGCAUCCAUUCUCUGGCUGGAGAUCUCAAUGGCGGCAUCAAAGCUGUACACCAGGCAGACAGUAGCCGGGCCCACUGUGUAGGCCAAGGAGAAGCAACAGUGCAUGCUUCCUGCUGCCAUGCACCCAGCCUUGAGUGCAGAGUUCAGGGACAUCCUCCCUUGGAAUACUCAACUAAGGUGAUGGAGACCUGUGAUGAUGGCUGGACUCUAACUGGAUGUAAUGCCCAGUCACAUAGCUUCAACACUCUUGGGGCAUAUUCAAUGGACAACACCUGUGUUGUAAUCGGCCGACCAGGAAGCAAAGGAGCAACCGCAGUUGCCAUCUGCUGCAGAAAGAGACUCUUAGAGGAUGAGAAGCAAAGUUCCAGUAACAAAUGACAAUUCUACCUUUCUCCCCCUCCAGCUAUCCAAAGGUCUCACAAAUUUUGACAAUUGCCAUAUAGGGUCACACUGGCAAACACGGUAGUCCCUAGAGCAGGACUCCAAUACAGUUUGGGAUUACUUGUGAUAGCCUUAGCACAACUAUUUCAGAUACUGCAAUUGUGCAAAACGUUGUCCCUCUAGCAACAUUCCCAUUGUUGUUAUCAAGAGAUGGGUGUCGUUGAUGUCUCAGUAAUAUCAAUUAAGCUACAUUUGUAAAAUAUCUUUGAUCAAUCAUUGUACAUGAUUGUUCAACAACUUUUUAGUUGCAAUCAGUGACUUCCAGGCUUUUUAGAAUAUCUAUUUUGUCAACCAUCCAUUAGUUCAAUGCAUUAUGCUUAUAGCUGCGUAGAAGGCUAGGGGAGGAGCAGGCAGAAGAAUGAAGAAGGUAAAAGUUUGUGUAAUUCUUUAGCUUGGUCACAACCUUUCAUUGGUUGAACUAUAACCAGAAACGUCCGUGUAUAUAUGAGUGAUGCUUAAAAGUGUAAAAGGUGAAAGUAUGAAUACUCUAAAUCUGCCCAGGAUAGCAGAUUAAUUGCAGAGCAUACUAAUUAACAUUAUAUCCUCUUUAAAAUAUUUUUAUAUAGUAAGUUGUAUGGUAAUAUUUUGCAGCAAACAUAGGCAAACCAUGGGCUGUAUUAACCCUUCCUUCUAAAGGCCCCAUGCAAUAAAUAGAGUAUUCUUUGUAGUUAAACUGUUACAUAACAAUUUAACUGUUUAAUGCUUUAAAAGGAAACAGGCAUACCUGGGAAAUAUUGCCGGUUCCUUUCCAGAUCAGCAAAUAUUGCAAUAAAGUGAGUCACACAAUUUUUUUUGGAGGGGGAGGGGGAGGGUUUCUGACUGCAUAUAAAAGUUAUGUUUGCACUCUAUGUGUAUAUUACUAUGUCUAAAAAAACAGUGUACAUACCUUAAUGAAGGUUCUUUAUUUGUUCGACGAAGGGUUGCCAUAAGCCUUCAAUUUACUAAAAAAAUGCAGUAUGUGCAAAUUUGAAUAAAGCAAAACAAUAAAAUAAGGUAUGCCAGUAUUCAAAUACAAUUUGAUAAGAGUUGGGAAGCGUUUCUCCUGCUUCUGCUCACUUCUUGAAAUUCUAUGGUUGUUGCUGCUCUCAACUUGAAAGAGCCUGGUCAUCUAGGGUCUAGAUCAGGGGUGGUUGCAUUGUGUGCUGGCCAUGACCACCCCCGGUUUAGCAAAGGGGGAAAAAGUUGAGAUAUGUCACUUGACGUGUCGUCGUAAAUUUGACAACCCUGAUCUAGAUUGUACACAUUACUGUUUUCUGUCAUCAUUCUCCAAUGCUAUUAUACAAAACUGCUUAACAAUGGGUUGUAACCGGUCUGAAAUAGGAUUUUAUCCUAUUGUAUACUUAUACUAACUUUUGAGAAGCAGAAAUUUCUCCUCUUUCAUUUCACACAGGAAACAAUUACUUUAAUUGUAUUACUUAACAUAUUAAAAUUAUUGUAAAUGAACUGUGUUAGUUUCUGUAGCCAUGAAUGGAGGAAGCUCUGCAAAAAUGCGAGCAGUUUUCUCUAAGGAGACUGGAUCAAUGUAGAGAAUUACUAGUCUCCUAGAUAUCACUGAAGCAUAACUCUCAGCUCCAUCCUUUUAUGAUGAGGAUUCUGAAAAAUACUGGAACUGUAGCUGAAAAAAAAUUAUCAUUGGGCCCCAGGAAAAGUACUGGAUCAAUGAAAAAUAGUUUUAUACAAACAAACCUGAAGCUUUUAAAAGCGCUGAAGAUUUAGGACUCCUGCAUGAGUGGCCUUAAGGCAACCAUGAAACAAAGUACACGCUGAGUAACUCGCACCAAACAGUGUAGUUUCCUAACAAAAUGUUUGGUAGCAACCAUUUAAAUUGGCUUUUUAAAGUAAGCUAUUACUAUCAUCUAAAUAUCUUUCCCUCUUACCAAAUGUUUAAUUGCCUAUGUAAUUGAAUCUUUAACCAUGUGUAUGUCAAAUUACUAGGUAAAAUUAUUUUUAACUAAGGGACCAUAUACAUAUUUUCUUAAAUGUAAGUUUAGUUCAAAGUAAAUGUAUAUUGGAGCCUGUUGCAUUUCUGCUUUAGAAAGGGCAAAAAACACCGAAUCGUGAAUAGAAUAAACUGCAUGUGAUUCUUUAUAUGUUGUUUUGAAGUUAAUACUCAAAUUUAUUAUCUACUGUAAUUGCUUGAGAAGGUUUCUUUGUGCUGUGGAUUUUACAUUUUUAUCUGGAAUAUAUUUAUUCUGUUUUAUAUAACAUUUUAUAAAGCAAUUUCUUUUUGAAAUAAAGUUUCAUACAAUUUUAA
Pantherophis guttatus is the source of this 4674-nucleotide messenger RNA. It is a transcript of the gene PCSK9, whose product is annotated as proprotein convertase subtilisin/kexin type 9. Lineage: Eukaryota; Metazoa; Chordata; Lepidosauria; Squamata; Colubridae. The record is from RefSeq and is a predicted model, not a curated record. Gene Ontology annotation, molecular function: serine-type endopeptidase activity. Gene Ontology annotation, biological process: proteolysis.